AAUGCUUACCGAACCAAAUAUUGAUCGUAGUUUCGUAGAAGAUUAAAUUAAAUUGCUUUAAAGAGAUAUCAAUUGCAUUAUAGAUUAAGUGAGUUAUUUUACUAUUAUUUUAGGAUAGAAACUUAAGAAAAUAAGGAUUAUCAAAACUGUAAGAUUUCUUUAAAGUCAAAUCGAAUGCUUCAGAACGUAUAUAUAUUUUUGAUGCAUAUGCUCUUAAAAAUCUCUUAAGAGUAUUUGAAGACUAAGUAGAAAGAAAUAGAGAAACUGGUAUAAAUAUAGUGUUAAAUUAUCUUGAUCUUCAUGAUUAACAUUUUAAUACAGAAACACUUAGAUUAAUUAUUGAUACAAUUAUUAAUAGACUAAAUCAAUUACCAUUUGCAGAAACCAGUGAAGAAAUUAGAUUGGCAUUAAUCAAAUUAUUACAUCAAAUCUAAGUAAAACACAUUGAUGCUUAUAUAAAUAAUCAAUAAAGAUUAGCACAUAUGAUUGGAAAAGUACUUUAAGAUAAUUUCCCAGAAGUCAAAAAAGUAAAAUAAAAAAUAUAAAUUGAAAGGAUGCAGCCAUAUUUGCAGCUGAAAUUUCAAAGAAAUUACCAAUAGGAGAGUAUAUGGGAGAAGCAGUAAAAUCUUUAAAUUUAAAUAUGCAACAUGCUCAUACAAAAAUUAGAAAGGCAACUGUUGAUGUAAUAUAAUAUAUUUAAUAUUUAUAAGAGUAUAGCUCCUAUUCUAUUAAGCAGAACUAAUGGAACAUUUUUAGAGAUUGUUUUAAAUAAUUUAAGGAAUCUUUCUUUAGAUAAAUCAUCUGAUGUAAGAAAAGGAACUCUGAUUGCAGUUGCUGAAUUAUUAAUGCACUUUUCUAUUCAAAAUCUGAAUAGUUAUGAAAAUAAUCUAAUUCUUAUAUUAAUGAACAGUUUAAGUGAUGAUAGUAAAGAAAUAUAAAAUUUGGCUAUGUAACUAUUAGAUUAGAUUGGGUUAAAAAGAUAAAAAUUAGAUGAAGAAGCAAAUUUAUGAU
Messenger RNA from Paramecium pentaurelia, 1011 nucleotides. The record is from the annotation of a GenBank genome assembly. NCBI's taxonomy places the organism in Eukaryota, Ciliophora, Oligohymenophorea, Peniculida, Parameciidae.